AUGGCCAUAGUUAAGGACUUAUGGCCGAGGCUCAAGGAAAGGCCCUACAUCAUGAUCCCAGGCAGUAAUGUGACUCUUCGCCAACAAUCCAUUCGGUCAGAAGAUAUAGAUCCGAACACUCAUGACCAAGAGCUUAUCCAGUGGGUUAUGGUCCUUCACGGCCGCGGUCAAGAUGGCCAACUGCCUCGUGCGACGUCGAUCGACCUUCGAGUUGGAUGUAUCAUGGAUGGAGCAAUCGUCGAGUAUGCCAAUGGGAAGCAGGCGAAUUGCGGCCCCAGCCAUCCCCAUCGGUUUUGUGGAUACAGAUCAGAACGUCAUGAGAUCCCUGCUAAUGAGACCAUCACCAAAGUCAAGAUUUGCAAGGAUGACGGCGCAUGGAGCUGCCUGGUAGGUAUCUGCAUGACCCUGAGCAAUAGAGAUGAGUGGGGCCAUCUCAACCACAUUGGAAAUGGCAGUGACAGUGACGAUGGUAUCAACGACAAUCUUAUCUUCAGUCUCGAACCAGCCGAGAAUGAGGUUAUUGUGGGAUUCUAUGGACAGAGCAGCUUGCCCCGUGGAUACACGUCUGAGUUUGGUAUCUUGACGGCUCGUUGGGGGGUGAAACUGUCAGAGAAUGUUUAUCAUUUGCCUGAUUGGAGGAACAUGUAUAUUAGUGAUCAGAAGGUUAACAGAAGCCAAUUGGGUGUAGUUGCAUCUGUAAUUUACCCCUCAACUCUGCCGUUGAAGGGCGAAGGGAAAUGUAAUACACAGCAGAAGCCAUACUUAGUCGAAUAUCAUAGUUUCUAA
Messenger RNA from Aspergillus pseudotamarii, 786 nucleotides. RefSeq lists its product as uncharacterized. Lineage: Eukaryota; Fungi; Ascomycota; Eurotiomycetes; Eurotiales; Aspergillaceae. The transcript has a single exon. Bases 1 to 786 code for a protein of 261 amino acids. The record is from RefSeq and is a predicted model, not a curated record.